Closterium sp. Naga37s-1 is the source of this 3282-nucleotide messenger RNA. Lineage: Eukaryota; Viridiplantae; Streptophyta; Zygnematophyceae; Desmidiales; Closteriaceae. The record is from the annotation of a GenBank genome assembly.
AUGACUCCUGGAGAAUCCGCUCAAGGCUCUGCAGGGACGCCGCCAGCGACCAUAGGCGGGCCAGGGUCGCCGUGGGAAUUCUCUUCAUCGGCGGAAGCAACGCGGACGAGCGGGCACGGUGAGACGACACGGCGAGAUCACGCGGAGCAGGAAGAGGACGCGGCGGUUCAUACUGAGCCCAUGGCAGCCCGCCACCAGCGCCUACGAAGCCCAUUCCCGCAGGCAGCGGCCGAUCUGAGCGCGCCGGGGAUCCGAAUGGAUUGUGAGGCAGGAGCGCGGAGAGAGGGACGACGGGAGCAGCGCGAGGAGCUGGGGGUGACGCCGACCCCGCACGUGAGCGACGAAGCUCCUUCUCCACGUCAUCAAGCCUAUCCAGAAGACGGCGCUCCAUUGCGGACGGCGCUGGACGCGCUUUUCCCCCGCGACCAUAACCUCCCCGCCGCCCGCGACGCCCCCGACCACUUGCGUCCGAACGCACAGGCGACUGCUGGCGAGACGAGCCCAGCUGACGAUGGCGUUCAGGGGAACGGACCACGCGACGAGGAGAGUCGAGCCGUGGACGCUUCGAGGGACGUGGCGAACGCGGAGGCGAUCGAGGACGGGACGACUGGCGUACGGGCGAACGGUGACGAGAAUGAGGGCGAGCGGGCGAACGGUGGCGGUGUGACCUGCGAUCACGCGAACGACUCCGUGACGCCACGCGACGAGGCGAACGCGGCGACCGCGGGCCAGCGUGAAGACCUUCCCUGCGGCUCUCCCGCCUAUCGCCGCGAAUCACAGAUGAACGUCGGCGAGGGGAAUGCUCCUGGUGCGCCACACCCACUCCGCCGUAGCGCUCGGCGGACGCCGCGUGAGCAGGCUCCGGCUGAGGCAGGGACCGGCCCCCGCGCGAGGUUAGAGCGCGCUGCUGAUCUUCGAAACGACGGCGGAUCCGAUCCGCAGACGCCGGCGGCGCGACAGGCACGCUCGCGGCAGGGCGCGCAGGAGGAAGCGGGCGGGGAGCUGGAUCGCUCUCCGCGGUUCGCCCCAAGGCAGGAGCUUCAAGGGAACUCAUCGGUACGUCGGGAAGAGGGCGCGCGGACACUCAGCGGCCGACAAGUCGGCGGAAGAACAGCAGGCCGCGGAAGGAGAGCUGCGGGACGCGGGGGGAGAGCACGUGGGGGUGGACCGGAAAACGUGUACCAGCAGGCGGGGAGGCGGGCUUUAAACGAGAUGAGCGGUGAUAAUGAAACCUCCACUUCAGACAGUAGCUUUGUAGCAGCCGAGUCCACUGACUCGACUUCCAGCUCUGAGUCCUUGGACGACGAGCAGCUUCAGACUCCUGCUCGAGCGGGCAGAGCAGCAGCAGCAGCAUCUCACAUGGCGGGGGGAGCUGCAGCAGUGAGAUCCAUUAGGAGGGGUCCCCCAACACCAACCCGAGCCGCAUCAGGCAACAUUGCUGAUGACAUUGGUGUCAUCGCUAGGGCAGAGGGGUUGGCACGACGUGGCAGCCUACGACGCGCCGUGAUGGCACUUGAAGCCACGCCAGUCAGCACCCCCUCUCCAACUGUGCUGGAGGCCCUGCGCGCCAAGCACCCACCUGCGCCCGCCUCCCCACCUGACUGGAACUUUCCAGAACCUGACCCUCACCUAUCGGCACCGUUUGCUGUCUUCUCCAAGGUGCUGGGAAGCUGCGAGAUGGGGGUGGGAGCGGGCCCCUCAGGAACAACUUUCGAACACUUACGCGAUGCAGCACUGAUCAACCACUCCGUUGGGAAACACCUGCACGCGCUAGUCAACACGAUAUUAACAGGAAAAUUACCUCCUGCGGUGGCUGAGCUCCUCACCGCCUCAAGAUUGAUUGCCCUGAGCAAGCCCGAUGGGGGGACGCGACCAAUUGCCAUCGGCGAGAGCAUAACACGCCUGGUAGCUAAGACGGCGCUUACUUUGACUGCAGGGGCCGCUCGUGUAUUCUUCCUACCGCACCAGUUGGGCGUGGCAGUCCCUGGCGGGGCGGAGGCGAUUAUCCACAUCACACGCACGUACCUCACGGUGAACACAGGAGCUUUGGUCCUACAGGCUGAUCUGGCGAACGCAUUUAACAGCGUUAACCGCGACGCCAUCAUCACAUCUCUUCGGGACUCCUCUCUCGCUUCACUUUUACCGUUAGUUAAACUGCUGUACGGCCUUCCUUCGGCUCUAUGUCUGGACGCUGGCUUCUCACACCCACCUCUGCUGAGCGAGACCGGGGUGCGGCAGGGAGAUCCCCUCGGCCCGUUGCUGUUCGCUGCCGCCAUACACCCAGCGCUGACGAAAACGGCGCUCAGCUUCCCCUCCGUGGUCUGUCUAGCCUAUGCGGACGACGUAACUUUUCUUGGGGAUGCAGCCAUGUGCGCGGCGGCAUUUGAGGACUUCACAGGAAACCUCGGGGAGAUCGGGCUGCGCCACAACCCAGCCAAGUGCGCGGCCUGGUCUCAGGCUGGCCAGCAGGGAGCAGCGCUUCCAGUGGGCGUACCUUUCACAGAAGAUGGGGUGAAGGUGCUUGGCAGCUUCAUCGGUGGCAGCGACGCAACCGCCGCGUUCCUACGUGCCAGCCUCGACACCAUGGGAGUGCCGCUGCCCUUAAUCGCGCGGAUGGAGCCGCAGCUGGCUUCCCUCCUGCUCUCACGGUGCAUCUCACGGCGGAUCGCUUACGUCGCCCGCACCACGCCGCUUUCGGCCCUGCCAGUCGAGGAGUGGUCAGACUGGGGUAAAAAGCUGUUUGAGACGUUGCUGACUGCCUGCGGCAUUCGCCACCCACGGGGGGAGGCCGAGAUUUCACGUACCUGGGCGCAAGCGUCACUCCCCAUCUCGCUCGGUGGUUUGGGACUCACAGACCCUUCGGUGGAGGGUCCUGUUGGGUUCCUUGCAAGCUACACGCAAGCGCAGCACCUGCUCACCUCCAUUGAUGAGUCGGCCGUCGGCGCCUUGGCGGAAACGCGGGUCCAGAUGAAGAGGGGGAAUCCAGGGCAGGGGCGGAUACUGCGAGGCAGACACAGGACGAACGUAGGCAGGCGGAGCACGGUCACUGCCAGGAGCAGGAGCCCGCGGUACGCAGAUGCGUGCGGAGCAGGUGCAGCAAGGGGCGCGGCCGGAACCUGCGCAUUCACAGGGGCAGGCGCGGGCGCAGGAGCGGCGGGAGCCGGGGAGCUACCAAGAUUCGGUGCGCCAUUCAGAGCGUUGCGCAUCGCCGCAGCCAGCAUCCCCGGGAAAUCCUCGCGCAGCUGCUGCAUCUCGCUCGGCCCACCGCGCCCGCGACCGUGA